Columba livia (rock pigeon) is the source of this 1883-nucleotide messenger RNA. RefSeq names its product SH3 and cysteine rich domain 3 (gene STAC3). The record is from RefSeq and is a predicted model, not a curated record. The transcript has 13 exons. Lineage: Eukaryota; Metazoa; Chordata; Aves; Columbiformes; Columbidae. Gene Ontology annotation, biological process: positive regulation of voltage-gated calcium channel activity; positive regulation of protein localization to plasma membrane; skeletal muscle contraction. The coding region runs from base 243 to 1556 and encodes 437 amino acids. Gene Ontology annotation, cellular component: extrinsic component of cytoplasmic side of plasma membrane. Gene Ontology annotation, molecular function: protein binding.
CGCACCUUCGCCGGGGCGUUCGCACGCAGCACCUGGAGCGUCUCACAGCAGCUGGAUGGGACCCUCGAGAGCAGGUGGGAGUGGAGAGCUGCAGGAGCCUCGGGUGUGAGAGCAAAGGAGCCGUGGAGGCCGGAGCGCUCGGUGUGCCCCGUGCCAGGGGGUGGGUGGGCCCCUGUGACGCCCAGCAACCCACUAACGCAAAUAGCCAGUGGCUCCUCUCCACCCCACUCCCCUCCUGGCUCAUGCGCUGGCUCCAAUUUCUCGGCGUCAGCCUCCGCCAGCGCUCAGCUGUUGGUUCCCCUCGCCCUGUCACUCCCGCUCUCCACGGGGCUGGGGCAGCUGCCCCCUCCCUGCUCACCCAGCACAGGGGGCUCUGCAGCCAACGGGACCCCAACGCCACCACCGUUCGCGGGGUUUUUCGUCGCGGGACGAGAGCUCCGAACACAGCCAUGACAGAGAAGGAAGUGCCGGAGCCGGCGGCUUCACCUGCUCCAGGUGGGAAACCCAAGAGCCGGCAGCUACAGAAGCUGAAGCAACUUUUCCAGCGAAAACCCAAGGAAGAGACGGCGACGGAGCCGCAGCCCAACGGGGAGCUGGUCAGCCCCUCGGGCGGCCCCAUCUACUACAUCUAUGAGGAGGAGGAAGAGGAAGAAGAGGAGGAGGAGCCUGAACCCCCACCCGAGCCCCAGAAACUUGUCAACGACAAACCCCACAAGUUCAAAGAUCAUUACUUCAAAAAGCCCAAAUUCUGCGACGUUUGCGCCCGCAUGAUCGUCCUCAACAACAAAUUUGGCCUGAGGUGCAAGAACUGCAAAACCAACAUCCACCACCACUGCCAGUCCUACGUGGAGAUGCAGCGCUGCUUCGGCAAGAUCCCCCCGGGGUUUCGGCGGGCGUACAGCUCACCCCUCUACAGCGACCAGCAAUACGCCUGCGUCAAGGAGCUGCUGUCAGCCAACAGGAGCGACCCCGUGUUCGAGACCCUGCGGACGGGCGUCAUUAUGGCCAACAAGGAGCGCAAGAAAGGGCAGGACGACAAGAAAAACCCCUUGGCUGCCAUGAUGGAUGAGGAACCAGAAGCCGCAAAGCCAGAAGAGGGCAAAGCCGAGGGCGGCACCUCCGAAGGGGACAAGAAGACUGAGAAGAGCCCAACAGAUGACAAGAACAAGAAGCCGCAGCCGGGGCUGCGUGGUGGCUUUCUGCAGUCUCACUACUUUGUGGCGCUUUAUCGCUUCAAAGCCCUGGAGAAGGACGACCUCGAUUUCCCGCCGGGGGAGAAGAUCACAGUGGUCGAUGACUCCAACGAGGAGUGGUGGCGGGGGAAGAUCGGUGAGAAAAUUGGCUACUUCCCUCCCAACUUCAUCAUCCGGGUGCGGGCGGGCGAGCGGGUGCACAAGGUGACGCGUUCGUUUGUGGGCAACCGGGAGAUCGGGCAGAUCACGCUCAAGAAGGAUCAGAUCGUGGUGCAGAAGGGUGAGGAGGUGAAUGGUUAUGUCAAAGUCUACACCGGCCGCAAAGUCGGGCUCUUCCCCGUGGACUUCCUGCAGGAGAUCUGAGCGGGGGCAGCAUCCCAGGGCCCCCCAGCCGGGGGGUGGACGGACCCUGAUGGGGAUGGGGACAGGGACAGCAGGAACCCCUGUCCCUGAUGCCUGCAGCAGCGGGGGCUCUGGUGGGGACCAUCCCCACCAGGACAAGCGCAGGCCUGGGGUUUGGGAGGUGCCUCUCGCGCUGUUUCCCCUGGGGGGUUUGUAGCGCCUUAGCACGCUGGGUGCAAGGAGGGGGCACCCCCAGACUCGCUGGGGUGGCGGGCGCCUCGGGGUCGUCAGCGGGGCCGCUCCGGGCUGUGUAAUCCUGUGUUGUGACAAUACACGUCUGCUACCCCA